Alternaria atra is the source of this 1383-nucleotide messenger RNA. RefSeq lists its product as uncharacterized. Bases 1 to 1383 code for a protein of 460 amino acids. NCBI's taxonomy places the organism in Eukaryota, Fungi, Ascomycota, Dothideomycetes, Pleosporales, Pleosporaceae. The transcript is spliced from 4 exons. The record is from RefSeq and is a predicted model, not a curated record.
AUGGCUUCGGAAGUAGUCAACAAGCUGCAGAACCUGGUCACAGGGGAGUCAAAGAGCGCCCGCAAGAAGAAGUCCAAGCAAGAAGGGGCUACGGCAGUACCAGCCGCGCCUGAGCAGACCAACUCUGAGGCUGGCGCAGGUGGCUCUAACCCCGCCGGCAAGGCCAAUGGAGCCGACAGCGACAACUCGUACCUCCGCGAGGUUCAGAAGAACAUCCGCAACAUCAACAAGAAGCUGAGCGCAACCCAGAAGGUCGACUCGAUAAUCGCAGCAAACCCUGGUGUUUCUCUCGACGACCUCCUCGCUUCCAAGAAGAUCAACGCCGAUCAAAAAGCCCAAGCCGAGAGGAAACCCGGUCUUCAAGCUCAGCUCGCGCAGUACGAGGAGCAAUACACCAACUACAAGAAGUAUGGCGAUGAGCUCGAGGCCAAGUUCGCGCGGGAGAAGGAGAUCCUGUCCAAGUCACACUCGUCAGCGUUGGAGACAUUGAGGGGAACAAUCAAGGCUGAGGCACAACUCGAGCAGCAGAAGAUUGUCAAGGAGAAGUUGCUCACAUUGUCUCGCUUCUUGAGGGCUGCGGCUGCUCGUCGUCAACUUGAGGACGAUGACUCUGACCUCACCAAGGCUUUCGAGGGCGCUCUUCUCCAGGUCUAUGGGGGAGAUGUCGGCGCUGUUAUGGCUGCCGAGAAGCUGAUCGAAGGUGCGGAAGAGGGAGUUCCAUCGACUGAGGGUGUGGUACUCGGCGUCACCUACUCCCAGGUCAAGCAAGCAGCACUCGACGAAGCCCCGUUCGCGGCUGAAGAAGCCUGGGUCGACGACGUCGCGCAGUCCCAAGCAGCUGCUCCCGAGACUGAGGCUGUUUCCGACCCAACCAUCACCAACGCAGGUCUUACUGAGAUCGACGCUGGCGCGAAGCCUGUCAACGAGACUACAGAAAACGCAUCGGCAGCCCCAGCAGCUUCUGCUAUCGGAACGGAGUCUGCAAACGCUGCUGCAGCGGCUCAAUGGGAUAAGCAACCUACUGGCGGCGACGACCCCCUGACCGAGUCUUUCGAGAUGGUACCGCGAGACCCCGCCGAGACCGAGACACCACACGUCGCUGCUGCCGUGACCAGCACCCAGAGCUGGGCCGACGAUACCCCCGAGCCAAGUGCGGCACCUGCCGCCGCUACCUCCGGUGACGACGGCUUCUCCCAAGUUCAGCACAACCGCGGCGGUCGGGGACGAGGUGGCCACCAAGGUGGUGAGCGAGGUGGAUACCGUGGCAGGGGCCGAGGCGGUCCUCGGGGCGAUUUCCGCGGUCGUGGACGCGGCGGCCGUGGAGAGUUUAGGGGUGGGCGUGGCGGUUUCCGCGGCGCUGCUCGAGGAGGAGAAUCGUCAUAA